Conger conger (European conger) is the source of this 986-nucleotide messenger RNA. RefSeq lists its product as uncharacterized. The record is from RefSeq and is a predicted model, not a curated record. Bases 54 to 986 code for a protein of 310 amino acids. The transcript is spliced from 5 exons. NCBI's taxonomy places the organism in Eukaryota, Metazoa, Chordata, Actinopteri, Anguilliformes, Congridae.
GAAGGGCAGAAGUUAGACACUAGUAACCAGAAGGGCUGUGUAGGGUAGAAGCCAUGGGGAUGGUACUUUGGUGGACCCUACUAUGGAUAUUGAGAUACUGUCACACACUUUCAGCUGAGGUGUUGGUGCAGUAUAAAUUCUUCAUUCCUGGGGAGGAUCAGGGGAUCUCUCUACAAGCCCCUGCUGAGCCCAAAGGGAAAGAAUUCAUCUGGGAGCGGACAUCUCAUGACGGACAAUAUACAAACGCUCGCAUAAUAACUAUGCAGUCUGAUGGAAAGUAUUCAUGGAAUCUUAAUGGGAAGCCCAUUACAAAACAAGGAAAGUAUGACCUUUCUCUGGAACCAGAGUUAGAAAAUGCAGGAGUUUUUACUUUCAUUCAAACUAAACCAGAGAAAGUUAAUCUGGUGCAGUUUGAAGUGUCUGCUGUAGUAGUGAAACCAUUGCGCUCUCUCAGAACACAUGAAGGAUCUGAUGUGACCAUGAGCUGUGAGGUAUCCCACCUUCCAGAUUCAGCUACACUGGCCUGGGAACGGAACAGAGAACCCACUGCUAACACAACGCUGCUCUACAACAACACUGCCCACAUCAUCAUCCACAGUGUCGAACAACACAGUGAGGGAACCUAUGACUGUACACUCCGACGGAACGGAACGCUUAUUUUCAGCGUUCCCAAUGAACUUAAAGUCACCAAGGAAACAUUUGCGACACACCACACUCUGUACAGAGGGAGUUUGAACAGCAGUGAGGCGGUGCUAAUCUGCCAUUCUCUGAUCUCAUACACAAAAGCCACCUGGUCUUGGGUGCCAGCGUCUGAGACCCAAGCAAUCCUUGUGGCCUCAGCUGGUAAACACAAGAAUGCUUCAAUUUCCAUGGAGAUGGACAAAGAGAGAUUCUCAUGUGAUGUCUAUGAUGGGUCUAAGUUUCCUUUGAAAAUCUCACCAGUGAAGUUUGGAGACAGUGGAAGGGGGGCAGGGGGGAGCUCGUAA